Messenger RNA from Mercenaria mercenaria, 856 nucleotides. RefSeq lists its product as uncharacterized. The coding region runs from base 161 to 811 and encodes 216 amino acids. The record is from RefSeq and is a predicted model, not a curated record. Lineage: Eukaryota; Metazoa; Mollusca; Bivalvia; Venerida; Veneridae. The transcript is spliced from 2 exons.
UAAUAUAAUCACGCAGUCCAGCUUAUCCUAAAGUUUUUAUUUUAUCACGUCUGUGAAACCUUUUGGUAGGACCUGUUCAGAAUGAAGGUAUAUAAAGAGCACAUCUAGAAGACCAAAAGUUAUCUAUACAUUAGGAUCACCACCACAUUUCGAGCACAUCAUGAUCUACGGGUUUCUGUUUGUCGCAGUAUUUGCUGCAUCUUCCAAUGCAUUCUCCAUCCAUAUGGGAAACAUAGAAGAGAAGCUCCGACUUCUGAAUCCGACAUUCAUGAUGAUGGAACAACUUUUCAACCUACAAGACGAAACCAAGUGCAUUGAGAGGUUGUUCUGUCUGAUGGAAACCGAGGUGGCUGAAGACACGAAGAACCCUCUGAAGCAUUACUCCAGAUACCUGACAAAUUUUUACAAUGAUAUUGAACCAUUGGCAUUUGAAAAGGUCAAGACACUCCUCGCCAAGUAUCCUCACAUUUCAAAGGCCAUCGAUGCGAUUGCUCUUGGUCAAGCCACUGGUAGCAGUGAAUCAUGCAACAAGAAAUUUGAAGAGUGCCCAAACGAACAGAGCGAGCUCGUAACGUUUGCGAAGAUGGUGGGAGACGAUGUUAUGAGUAAGAACAUCCCAGCAUUGUUAGGCAAAAGUAAACGCGGCACCGGGGAUGCAGUCUGCAAGGGUUCUGGAAUUACUUGCGGUUUGGUUGGAGGUGGUUGUGCCAUUUGCACCGUUGCAACUGAAGGAGCAUGUGGAGUUCUAUGCGGACCGGAAGUCGCCGCUGCCUGCGCUGGGGCUGGUAUCGGAUGUUCCGUUGGUAGAUAAAUUGUUGAAUUUUGUUACUUGUUCGGUAAAUAAACGAACUGAAGU